ACCGCUCAUGCGUAAACAACGAUGCAAAGUGCUAAGCUAGUCGGCGAAUUGCGAGAUUUUAAGCCCUCGCUAAAGUUUAUGGUCACUAAAAUGAGUGAAGGAGCUGGACCAAGUAAAAAGGCAAAAACUGGACCAAGUAAAAAGGCAAAAACAUAUCACUUCCAUACGGAAUGGGAGGUGGACUUUUUUUUCACAAUGUCUUUUUCGAAGUGCGUUUGCCUCAUACGCCAUUCUACCAUCGCAGUACCAAAGAAGGGAAAUGGGGAGUAAUGUGGAGGUAAUUACAAAAAAUGUUAACUGUUAAUUAUGUGUGUUUUGCAAUAUUGGCUCAUUUGGUUAUGUAAGGUACAUCAACAUACAUUGUACGUACAAAUAAUCCUCAAUACAUUUGAAAAUAAAUAGAUGUUUUGCAUUUUUGUAGUGGGUAGAUCAUUUUGACUCGGUCCUUUUAAAAGUAGCUCGCAUGCUGAAAAAGUGUGAGCACCCCUGGUGUAAACCAAGUCCAAUGUAUUCUCCCCUCUGGUAGCAAAAUCCACAUGCUGGUAAAAAAAAUUGGAACAUAAACUCAAUGUCCACACAGCAGUGACUGGAGACCAGGGUAGUGUUAUUACACCAGCUGUUAUUAGUGUAGAUGCAAAGACCCCCCCAUCCACCCACCCACCUGGUUUUACCAGUGACCGCACGGCUCCUGUCGGACCUGAAAGUCCAGUGAACAAAUGACAUUUGAAGACAGAUAAAAGGCAGGUCCUCCCUUCCAUCGAUCCUGGACAGUCGAGACAAGAUGGAGAGACUCUUCCUUGUAAUGGUGAUGCUUGCAUCGUGUGGUGCAGCACCCACAGAUCUUUUGGGCAAAGUGUUUGUCUUCCCCAAGGAGACCAAAACAGAUCAUGUCAAACUGUUGACAUGCACGUCGUCGUUGGAUGCCGUGACGGUCUGUCUCAGGUUCUUCACAGACCUCACCAGGAGCUACGCGCUCUUCUCUUUGGCGACGCCCAAACGAUACAACAGCUUUAUGCUCUUAAAGCUGAACAGGAAAGACGUCAUCAGGGUGCACGUUCGGGAUGGCAGCACGGACUUCCUGUCCCUGUCCUUCCCCCCCAACUCCUGGCACUCCAUGUGCGCCACCUGGAAUUCCCAGAACGGUAUGGUGCAGUUGUGGGUGGACGGCAAGCAGACCGUGAAGAGGUUCAUCCAAUCGGGGCAGCCCAUCAGCGGUGAAUUCAUCACCAUCCUGGGCCAAGAGCAGGACACCUACGGUGGAGGCUUUGACGCCUCUCAGUCGUUCAUCGGGAUGAUCUCCCGGCUUCACGUGUGGGACUACGUGCUCUCUGCCGCUGAGAUCCGACGCUACGUGGAGGACGCCAACUUCAGCCCGGGCAACGUCCUCAACUGGAGAUCUCUCGACUAUGAAAUCGUUGGCAGUGUUUUGGUGGAAGAAGAGAUCCUGUAGCAGCGUGAAAGGAUGGCGACAGUGUAUGGAGUGGGCCGCAGCAGCUUGAGAAAAAUAAAAAAUAAAGAUCAACACUUUUU
Molecule: messenger RNA, 1530 nt
Organism: Doryrhamphus excisus (bluestripe pipefish)
Lineage: Eukaryota; Metazoa; Chordata; Actinopteri; Syngnathiformes; Syngnathidae
Source: RefSeq, a predicted model, not a curated record